This is a messenger RNA of Tricharina praecox, 1061 nucleotides long. RefSeq names its product SCO1/SenC-domain-containing protein. The transcript is spliced from 7 exons. Gene Ontology annotation, molecular function: copper ion binding; copper chaperone activity. Gene Ontology annotation, biological process: intracellular copper ion homeostasis; mitochondrial respiratory chain complex IV assembly. The coding region runs from base 132 to 929 and encodes 265 amino acids. The record is from RefSeq and is a predicted model, not a curated record. NCBI's taxonomy places the organism in Eukaryota, Fungi, Ascomycota, Pezizomycetes, Pezizales, Pyronemataceae. Gene Ontology annotation, cellular component: mitochondrial inner membrane.
CGUAAUCCGGCCCGGCUUGGCGACGGAUCAAAGUUUAGGUCGGGCCACCCUCGUCAUCGAACCACUUGGUUGCCGAAGCUACACAUCCCACCAUUCCCCGCCAUACAUCACCCCCACCAGCGUACGCCACCAUGAACGCGUCCAAGACCCUCCGUCUGCUGCACCGCCCAGCGCCGUCGCCGCAAUGCCUCCUUCGUAUUGCCCGGACGAAGCAGUUCCACUCGUCGCCCAUGCUCCAGAAGUUCAAAACCGUCGAGGAGGCUAAGGCGAGGUAUCGUAGUGGACCGUUCUCGUGGAAAGCCGGGCUUCUGUUUGUCGCUUCCGGUGUCGGACUGGCGUUUUACUUCCGCAUGGAGAAGGAACGGAUGGCGAGGAAGAAAAUCGCCGAGUUGUCAAAGGGUGUCGGGAGGCCUAAGGUCGGAGGCCCGGUGACGGGCUUCGUGGAUCAGAAUGGGAAAGUGAGGGAGGAUGCGGAGUUUGCGGGGAAGUACCGAUUGGUUUACUUCGGAUUCACCCAUUGUCCAGAUAUAUGCCCCGAGGAGCUGGACAAAAUGGCCGGGAUGAUCGAUCUGGUCAAGAAAAACCACGGUAACAUCAUGACGCCGAUGUUCAUCACCUGCGAUCCGGCACGCGAUACGCCCGAAGUCAUGAAGGAAUAUUUGGAAGAGUUCCACCCGGAUCUUAUCGGAUUCACCGGCACGUACGAUCAGAUCAAACAGCUCUGCAAAGCAUACCGCGUAUACUUUUCGACGCCGCCCGAUAUCAAGCCUGGACAGGACUACCUCGUUGACCACUCAAUCUACUUCUACUUGAUGGAUCCCGACGGUGAUUUCGUCGAGGCGCUGGGUCGUCAACACACGCCGGAGCAAGCAGCGGCCAUCAUCGGGAAGCACGUCAACGAUUGGCAGAAGCCGCUGAGGAAGGAUUAAGAGGUGGAGAUUAGAUCGCUGUGACACGUGAAAUGUAUAUUGUUGUACAGUACAUAGGAAAUUCUUGGAUUACAUAGACAUUUUGGGGGCUUUUUACGAAGACGGUUGCACGACUGCGAAGGUUGUUGACGG